AUGGCUACCAUCCUUGCUGGGUCACUUCCCUGGCAUGAUGGCGAGAGGAAGAUGCAGAAUCUGCUCAAAGUUCCGUUUGCACCCAAUCCAACUGUGCCUUAUCUCUAUCCUGGAGCCGCAUUCCUGGUACAGAGGUCUCCUUUAAUGGCCUUGGGCACAAUAGAUGAGGAAGGCCGACCAUGGGCGACUGUGUGGGGAGGAGAGCCUGGCUUUGCCGCCCCUGCUUCGCAGUCUACUGUCGAUAUUAAAACUCCAGUAGAUAGUCGAUAUGAUCCUGUCGCAGAGUUGCUACUAAGAGCCUCCACGAAUGAGGACAAUGUUCCCGCAGGGACCGCUGGCCAGCCUGUCGCCGGGUUGGCGAUCGAUCUGGAGACUCGUAAAAGGGUGAAACUUCAUGGAAGGAAGAUUGCUGGAUCACUGGACGCUGAUAGCCAUGAAUCGGGUCAAGAUUGCCAAGGUCAAAGCGAAAGAGGAAUGGCGCACCUCUCUCUGUUCAUCCAGGGGUGUCUCGGCAACUGUCCCAAAUACCUGAAUAAGAAGAAGAUAAUCCCAGCUCUACCUGAUCCGAAACUGAUUUCUGACACUCCCCAGCUACCACCAGCUGCAGUUGAAUUACUCAACCGAGUAGAUUGCAUGUUUGUCGCCUCGACUCAUGGUACUGAAGACAUGGACACCAAUUUCCGCGGCGGGCCUCCAGGCUUUGUACGACUAAUGAGCAACGGACCUAAUGGUUCUGUUUUCGUAUAUCCUGAAUAUUCUGGCAAUAGAUUAUACCAGACUCUGGGUAACUUUCAGACGACUCCUCUCGCAGGAUACGUUUUCCCAGACUUUGACACAGGAAACGCGCUCUAUGUCACAGGGACCCCUGAGAUCUUGAUUAGCAAAGAUGCGGCUGAUCUGCUUCCACGAUCAAACCUAACUGUCAAAGUGACAGUCACGUCCGCUCGCUUCGUCGAGAAGUCACUCGGCUUCAGAGGAAUUGCGGGCCCGCCCUCUCCAUACACCCCAAGUGUACGUUACCUGGCCACAGAAAGGGUCAAUCGGGUCGCUCAGUUUAGUGACGAUGUCUCUGUUACGGCUACCAUGAUUGCAAAAACGAUCCUUACUCCAAGCAUCGCUCGUUUCCGCUUUCGAAUUUCAGAUCCAUCCAAAAUCGGGACCUGGGCUCCUGGCCAGUACGCCACCUUCUCGUUUCAGGAGGAGUUGGACCUGGGCUACUGCCAUAUGCUCGAUGACGCUGAAUGA
Messenger RNA from Aspergillus fischeri NRRL 181, 1245 nucleotides. RefSeq names its product putative oxidoreductase, FAD-binding. The transcript is spliced from 2 exons. Lineage: Eukaryota; Fungi; Ascomycota; Eurotiomycetes; Eurotiales; Aspergillaceae. The record is from RefSeq and is a predicted model, not a curated record. Bases 1 to 1245 code for a protein of 414 amino acids.